AGUUUUAACAUAAAACUGUGUCAAAUCCCCCGGAGUGACGUCACUUCCUGUACAGGUGUCUCGUUGUAACGGCUGAAACAUCCACAACAAGAGCAAAGCGGAACGUUUCAGCGAUUACAGAGUUUCUACAGUCCCUCCACUUAAAUCUAAUUGCACUGUUUAAAUACAGUGAGCAGAGUGGCUUUUCAGGAGACGAGCACACCUUCGCGAGUGGCCUGCCACUUUGGCUUGUUACAGAUUUGUAGACGUGCAAAUUACACCAGGAAUAUAGAAUUUUGGGGUUUUUAUCACAGCAGAGCAGCAGUUGGCAGGGAGUGUUGGACAGGGCCAUGGAGGCACCUGAGGGGGAAGGCCGCACAUUUAUGCAGGUGAUCAGUGAGAAAUACAGCCCUGAGAACUUCCCCUACCGCCGGGGCCCUGGCAUGGGGGUGGUUGUACCGUCAGGCCAUCAGGGAUCCCCUAUGAAAGACCGACUGAACCUGCCCAGUGUGCUGGUCCUGAAUGGCUGUGGAAUUAGCCAUGCAGGGGAUGAAGGAGAGAUUGCAGCUUUUUGUGCUCAUGUGGUGGAACUGGACUUAUCUCAUAACAAACUCCAAGACUGGCAUGAGAUCAGCAAGAUUGUUAUGAGCAUUCCAAACCUGGACUUCCUAAAUCUUAGCUCAAACCCUCUGAGUGACACAGUGCUGGAUCCGGAUUUGGCUGAGGCUUUCUGUAGAGUGCGCCGUCUCGUCCUCAACAACACUCGGGUUUCGUGGGAUGUUGUUCACGCCUUUACACGCGAGAUGCCUGAAUUGGAAGAGCUGUUCCUGUGCCUUAAUGAAUACAGCACUGUGACGGUGUCUGCAUCUCCAUGUCCUUCUCUGCGGCUGCUGCACAUUACAGACAACAGUCUGGAGGACUGGGGCGAGGUGCGCAAGUUUGGCAUCAUGUUUCCCUCGCUCAGCACACUCGUCUUGGCUAACAACAACCUGAACUCCAUUCUUGACUCUGAGGACAAUCUUCGCCGACUCUUUCCUAACUUGCGUAGCAUCAAUCUGCACAACUCGGGUCUGAAUCAAUGGGAAGACAUUGAGAAGUUAAAUGUUCUGCCUAAACUGGAGGAGGUACGAUUGCAAGGCAUUCCUCUGCUGCAGGCCUACACUAACACAGAGAGGCGCAGUCUUAUGAUAGCUCAAUUGCCUUCAGUGGGCUGCCUCAACGGAAGCAUCGUUACAGAGGGAGAGCGCGAGGAUGCUGAGAGGUUCUUCAUCCGUUACUAUCGGGAUUACUCUGAAGAGGAGCUGCCUCAGAGGUACCACUAUUUGGUAGCUAAGUAUGGGAAAUUGGCGCCAUUGGCCGAGAUCGACCUGCGGCCACGCUGCCAUGCUAAGGUGGAAGUGCACUGUGAAGACCGGGUAGAGCAGGUGAACAUCAGGCUAGACCAGACCGUGGCUGAGCUGAAAAAACAGCUGAAAACUGUGGUGAGACUCUCAGCCAGUAACAUGCGUCUUUACUACAUUGACAAGGACCUGCACUCAGCCUUUGGGCCGGAAGAGAUGAAGUAUAGCACAAGGGCCUUGCAUUCCUACAGUAUUCGGGAUGGGGACGAGCUCCUGGUAGUGCCCAAGAGCAAAUGACUGACUGGCACAAGAACCAAGACAAAACUGUGCUGGAAUCUUUUGCGUGCACGUUAACACUACAUAGAUUUCACACUGUGUAACUGAGACAGGAUUCCAGAAAUAUAAAAAAAGAAAUUCUAGGCUUUAAUUCUAUCUAUCUAUCUAUCUAUCUAUCUAUCUAUCUAUCUAUCUAUCUAUCUAUCUAUCUAUCUAUCUAUCUAUCUAUCUAUCUAUCUAUCUAUCUAUCUAUCUAUCUAUCUAUCUAUCUAUCUAUCUAUCUAUCUAUCUAUCUAUCUAUCUAUCUAUCUAUCUAUCUAUCUAUCUAUCUAUCUAUCUAUCUAUGAAUUUCAGAGACAUUACUUUGUGUUUUAAAGGGCAUCUUGCAGCUCACCUUGCAGUCCAGUGUGCCGCUGCGCUUGUUGCCAUGCCGUACAUAUGGCUUUCUUCUUUAUGUUGCCUUUGACCAUGAAUGCGGUUUGCUCUAAACUGUCAGUUAAUGCCUGUUUCUUUAAAAGGAAAGCACAAAGAGCUUUAGUAGUUCAAUAAGUGCGUCCUGUGAAACUUGACAAUCAUCAGCCACCAGUUAUAUCGUGGGAGGGUGUCACAUCCUGCGAAUGUUAUACAGAGCAAACAGUGGACUUGUAGAUGGUAUAUGUGUAGUGUAACUCAGGCCAUACCGUUUAAUAGUAAUUUAUAAUCUGACAGUAUAAUAACGACGGACAUCCUGUAGAGAAAUGAAGGUUUCUGUUUAUCUACAUAUUUUGUAGUGUUUGGUCCAUGCAUGAAUACACUACAAGUUAUUGUCUACCCUUAUAGUUUUCUGAAUUCAUUCAGAUUAAUCCUUAAGUCAGUCAGUGUCCCGUCUGAGAUCUGUUCAUUUUUUUUUUUUUUUUUUUUUUUUUAAACAUAUAAA
Molecule: messenger RNA, 2511 nt
Organism: Tachysurus fulvidraco (yellow catfish)
Lineage: Eukaryota; Metazoa; Chordata; Actinopteri; Siluriformes; Bagridae
Gene: tbcela
Product: tubulin folding cofactor E-like a
Exons: 9
Coding region: 330-1616 (428 amino acids)
Biological process (GO): protein folding
Molecular function (GO): alpha-tubulin binding
Source: RefSeq, a predicted model, not a curated record